AUAUAAUGAUGAAUCCUUGCAGUCACGAAAGCUUUAAAUCGAAAGACGCAAUUUAUAUUGUGUCUUUGCGUGCUCAUUAGUUCUCAGUUCAUAUCGCCUGCCUGGGCUGAGUGCCAGGACCCCUCCUUCCUUGCAUAGGUGUCCAGUGAGCUUCACCCCGGCGCCUGCCUCUGCACCGUCACCACCGUAGUAGCUACGUGCAUCGCCGUCUGUGGAUUAGGAGGCCCCUUUUGCGGCUCGUCGUUCUUUUCUGAACGGAGAGCGAGGCUGAGCGCAUCCUGCCAGCAUUUCGGCCGCUGCUGGUUUAGCGGGUUUUGAAAGGGGGGGGGGGUAGGCGGAAAAAAAGCCAACCUCGCAUCAUUGAUUUAUUUGUGGAUCGUAUGAUGUGCUCGCGCCCGCGAAAGGUUUAGGGGAGGAGGAAAUCAGUGUGGAUAGAGGGAAAGAAGAGAGCGAUACAGACAUAAUCAGAGACGGUGAUAAUCCUGCUGUGUAAUCUAAAUCAGAAGACGGUGGAAGAAGAGGCUUUGUGCACUGUGUGGAAUUCGACGAGGAAUACAUUUGCCAAAAAAAAAAAUUUGAGCUUGCACGCACGCACGCGCGUGUGGUGGUGGUGGUGGUAGGACGAACCAAGCGGGAAUCCCUCAAGGUGGAAAGGAAAACAGAGAGGAGAGGGAGGUUGGGGCUGGUGGUGGGGGGGGUGGUAGCUGCCAUUGCUGGCUGCUGCUACUGGCUGCUGCUGCUACUGCUGCGGCGACGGCACCAUCAGAGGCCGCAAUCCGUGGCCUUCGUGUGUUUACACGAAGGCUAUCGCCCGGGCUACGGGCGCACGUCUCCCCGUGCGUUGCUGGGCCGUCGAGUCUCGGGGGAGGCGGCCGCGGCGCACCAUUGCGAUCGCUCGAGACCCCCCUUGGUGGCGGGGGGGAGGGCAGUGGACCGACGUCCCGGGGACGCGCGCCUUCGGAUGCACGUGCAAAUUGCGCCGUUCGUUGUUGACGCUGCCGUCUCGACCGCCGUCUCUCUCUCUUUCUCUCCCUUUCUUUCUUGCGGUGGCGACGACUCGGCCCGCAUCCCUUCCUCGCAAGACGACAUUGAGGAGCUCGGCGCCCAGAAUUCUGCAGCGCCCGGUGUGAUGGUGGUGGGUUGCGGGGGUGGGUAGGUAGAAUGUUAAUGACGGCGGCUGCAGGUCGGUCCGAACGUGCCCGGGUUUGAUGACUUGCCGCGCACGUGUUUGGUGCCGUGCGUGCGCCGGGCCUGCGCUUAGGGUGGAGCGGUGAAAGCGCUGCGAAAACUGGCGAAGCCGAGGUUACGAUUCACCGCCAAUACCGGUGACGGAUUAUCUGAACCGGUCCCGGGCCUCCCCUAGGUCGACUCGGCCUCAAGCGAGUGCAGUACUCCGGUGCGACGUGCAAGCAUCGCCCACCCACCACCCCCUCCAGGGAGACAAAGGCGGCCCCGCCCGUGGUGGUAGCCACCCCACUUCUCUCGCUCGCUUAUAGCAACUUGCCCCAAAAGUCCGCUGAGGCUGUACGGGGGACCUUUGCCUUGUACCGGGCCUGCACCCGCAGAUUUGCAAAGCCCAGAGGAGGAGUGCAUCGAUUUAUUUUCACCUUCCGUUGAAUAUUGAAGGAAUGAUCGUAUUUUUGGACGUAAUAAUAAUGGACACACUUUUACAUUGACUUUCUCGAAGACCUCAUUCAGCACGCCUCUCCAGGGAUGAUUGGAACUGAAGUAUUAAGAAGAAAACUUGCUGGAUGCUUAAGAGCUCCAUUGUGACGCUGUGUGAAGGGGGGUCGUUGGACUUCAAACAAAAAGGCAAAGCUGAAGACGCCGGAAUACGACGAGGGGGGUGGGGAGACAAGAAAAAAAACACGAAUAAUUUGUAAGGGAGAGGACACGUUAUUCUAUAUGACAAGAAGAACGUGCAUUGCUCUUCGAAUGUUGACAACGGAGAUCUUCAGGACAUUGGGAAGAGAGGCCACCAGAAGAGAUGCCCCUUUUAGAUGCUUUCUGCGACGUCUGCCCUAAGCCGUGGAUCAUGGGAUGCUGGGGUCAGUUCAAGAGGAUGUUGAACCGGGAGCUUACCCACCUCUCAGAAAUGAGUCGAUCUGGCAAUCAAGUUUCCGAGUUCAUCUCCAGCACCUUCUUGGACAAGCAGCAUGAGGUGGAACUUCCGGCGCCGACGACCAAAGAGAAGGAGAAGAAAAAGUCGCGACAGCCCAUGUCGCACAUCAGCGGAGUCCGCAAGCUCACGCACAGCUCGAGCCUCACGCACGCCUCCAUCCCGCGCUUCGGCGUCAAGACCGACCAGGAGGACACUCUGGCCAUGGAGCUGGACGAUGUCAACAAGUGGGGGCUGAACAUCUUCCACGUGGCCGAGUUUUCGCAAAACCGACCGCUCACCGUCGUCAUGUACGCCAUCUUCCAGGAGCGGGAUCUGCUGAAGACGUUCCGCAUCCCCGUGGACACGUUCAUCACGUACAUGAUGACGCUGGAGGACCACUACCACGCGGACGUCGCCUACCACAACAACCUGCACGCCGCUGACGUGGCGCAGUCCACGCACGUGCUGCUCUCCACGCCCGCGCUCGACGCCGUGUUCACCGACCUCGAGAUCCUGGCGGCCAUCUUCGCGAGCGCCAUUCACGACGUCGAUCACCCCGGAGUGUCCAACCAGUUCCUCAUCAACACCAAUUCGGAGCUGGCGCUGAUGUACAACGACGAGUCGGUGCUGGAGAACCACCACCUGGCCGUGGGCUUCAAGCUGCUGCAGGAGGAGAACUGCGACAUCUUCCAGAACCUGAGCAAGAAGCAGCGGCAGACCCUGCGCAAGAUGGUCAUCGACAUGGUUCUGGCCACAGACAUGUCCAAGCACAUGAACCUUCUGGCUGACCUCAAGACGAUGGUGGAGACCAAGAAGGUGACGUCCUCAGGUGUUCUCCUGCUGGACAACUACACCGACAGGAUACAGGUCCUGCAGAACAUGGUGCACUGCGCCGACCUGAGCAACCCCACCAAGCCGCUGGACGUCUACCGCCAGUGGACGGAGCGCAUCAUGGAGGAGUUCUUCCGGCAGGGCGACCGGGAACGCGAGCGCGGCAUGGAGAUCAGCCCCAUGUGCGACAAGCACAGCGCCUCCGUCGAAAAGUCACAGGUCGGCUUCAUCGACUACAUUGUGCACCCGCUGUGGGAGACGUGGGGCGACCUCGUGCACCCGGACGCCCAGGACAUCCUCGACACGCUGGAGGACAACCGCGACUGGUACCAGAGCAUGAUCUCCGACACGCCCUCCCCACCGCCGACCCACAAGUCCCCCAUGAUGCCCGGGUCGGGCGAUGGCGGCGGCGGUGGGGGCGGCGGUGGACCCGGCAGUGGCGGAGGUGGCGGUGGCCACUCCCUCGAGCCUGGGACCAACUCCUCGGCCGCGGUGGCGUCGACGGCGGGCACCGCCUCGCCGUCCGUCAUCAGCAUGCUGUCCACGCCGACGGCGACGACCGACCGCUUCCAGUUCGAGCUCACGUUGGAGGAGGAGGAGGAUGGCCACGUCGGGGAGGACGAGGAGGCGGAAGACGAGGAGGAGGACGACGAGGACAUUGACUCGGACGGGACGGAGCGUGGCAGCAGCUACGGCGGCGGCGGCGGCGGCGGCGGCGGCCGGAGGGCGACACGCGCCGCCGUGUGCGGGAGGAAGUCCAUCGCGAUGGCCAGCGGACCGUGCGGGAGGUCGGCGAGCGUCUCCGACUCGGCGCAGUCGGACACGACGCUGUCUUGCGACAGCUCUCCCGACACGUAGUAGCGGCCGCGGGGCCCCCCCCCCCCCCCCACUCCCGACGACUUGCACCCCCGAAUCCCCCGCCCCGACAAGCGUCGAAAACCAAACGACGAGAACCCACUGACGUUGUCGUCGUUGCUGUGGCCGCCGCCGCCGCCGUUGGGCCGCCGUUGGGCCGCCGUUGGGCCGACGCGAUCGCCGUGGCUUCUGGGGUCGCCUCGCCCGCCCGCCUUGGCACGAGGGGAGGAGCUGCGGGGGUCCCUUCUCGUUGUUCUGUCGCGGCCCGACCAUCGUCCCGAUGGUCGCGCGACGUGGCCAGGGGUGAAAUUGAAGGCCCUCUUUUGUGAACGCUCGCCCUGGCACGGUUGGCUUGUGACCACGUCGGAUGACAAGAGCGGGAAGAUGAGGAGGAAGUGAAGGAGAGAGCGAAGAGAUGUUUUGUACAGUUUACCCAUGCCCUCUGUAUAAACUCCACCGAUGACACAUCGACUUCCUUGGUUUCUUUUGAAACUGGACGUUACACUUUUUACCUUUUAAGUUCACGGUAGCUGUGAGCAUGCUACCACGUUUGCAAUAACUUAAGACACACACGUAUUCUUUAUUUUUAGCUUUUGCUGUCGAUCUCUCAUGCCGAGGUCACCGAAGUGAGAUCUUUAGAUUAUCUUCUGUUCUCCCACAAGUGACUGAGUGUACGUUGUGUCCCUCGCGACAACGCAAGACGUUUUUGUGUGUUCACAAAACAAACGUGUAUGGUAUGUUGUACUACCACGGCCCUCCAGACAGCAGAACGAUGGCAAAGUAUUACGUCCACCAAGUAUUGAGAAAAAUCUGCCUGCUCUUUCCGACUGGUCAUGGCUCGCUUGAUAUCGCAUUACUUAAGUUCCAUCGUUCCUUACCCCCCCCCCCAUCCGCCUCAUGUAUAAUGCAAAGAGAAAUGACCUAAGUACCAAAACGGAUUGCAUUUUUUUUGCUGUUGUACUAAUCUGAAUGAGUUGAUCUGUCUUCCAUCUAUCUAAUCCUGGCAACAUGUCGAUUCAAAUCUACAUGAUUAAAUUCACUAUGACAAGUGCGCGCGCUAUUACCGAUAUGUCUGUUUUCGUAAGGGUUACACAGGACUCGCACGCGCACAACACACACGUGGACGAUGCCAUCGGAAUAGGCUGUGUACAUUGGGUAAAGUGUGCGCGCGCGCGCGAUCCAAAGUCGCGCACGCACACAGAAACAGGUUUAUCUCCCAAAGUGGGUUGUGAGCGAAAGGGGGCGCUUGGUACAGGAUGAAUUGUGAAGUGGGCAGGGAGAGGAAACGGAGCGAUCGGCAAAGUUUAGACAGCGUUCGGUUGACGUUUGCCUUGUUGACGAACUGUUUUGGUGCGUCUCGUCCAGUAGAUUAUUGAAUUGAGGUGAUGGAUGGUGGGGCAGUGGGACGUCUUGAGUGCACUUUAAUUCUCAGUGGUUCUGAAAAAGAAAUAUCAACCAAACCGACGCGGACAGAUGAAUACUAGUCAGUAUCGAGUUCGUAUUAUUUGUUUCUUAAAAAUAUCUAACGAUCAUAAGUACAAAGGAAAUACAUCGACCAAUGUGAAAAUUCAAAUACAUUUCCUGUGCAUCGUUUAGAAGGAAGUUUAAAAAAGAAAGUAGUAAACCACAAGAUGUUUCCUAUUUAGAUGCCAAACUUCGACAGUUUCACACCUCAUUUUUUUUGUAAAGAAGUUACGGCUGUGUUUUCAUGUUUACACUUCAAACGGAGUUUCGGGGAGGCCUAUUUUUUUUUGCCUAUAACACAAACCGUCGCAAACAUUGUGCCUAAUGUAAUAAACCUGUCCAAUUAUAGGGUAACAGACACGUCUCGCACUCUCACGGUGAGAGGAAAACGCACGAAAAGAGCCCUGUGUGCUCGUAUCGCAGCGCUCGCUGCCCCGGGGCAUAGCUCCGUACGGGUCGGCACGAACGCAGAACGCGCGCGGGGGUGGGUGGUGGUGGUGCACGACGUGGCACAACUCACGGGAGCGAGCCGUAUGGGGGUUCUCGAAACGUCGUCGAAAUUGCGGUUAUUCGUGAACGGGAAAGAGUUUUUUUUUCUUCCUGUUUGUUUGCGUGAUCCUGUGAAUAUACAGUAUAUCACUAUAUAUACAUAACGUGUGCAUGUAGACCGUGACACCAGCAGGUCGAACAUCUGGGGAAUUUCGUGUUCACAUGACGGCGGCUCGGCUGGGUGGCCUUUUGGGUUUGGUUUGGUUGACCAAACGCGACGGGCCCUCUGCGCGCUGCGUUUUCCACGUCGCGAUUCUGCCGGCGUGGGCAGAGGUCAGAGCGUUAUCGUCCGGUGGCCGAAGUCCCCCCCUCCCCGCCACGUGAAACCAGUCUGGGGGAAUACGUCCGCCUGUCGCAUCCUUUAUUCUCACUUGGCAAAUCGAGUACCAUUUUUUUGUUUAUUUUAAUUUGUUUGUACAGAUGGUCCCGUUUUUUUUAUCCAGUCCGCUUAUUUGCAAGGAAGAUCGGUGCUGCAACAUCACCCACCCAGGGGUGUUACGUUACAGCGAGAACUCCUCUUAUCCGGCGAUUAUUGGUGAGAGGGGGUGGGGGGGGGAGUGACGAACGACACGGGGAUCCUAUUAUCCGCGAUGCUAUCUCCAAAUUUACUGAGGGUAAUGUACGGAAAAAUAUAUAUUGUUUGCCAAUAGGACACAUUGUCCCACAGGGGUGCAAGAUGGGGAAAAGCCACGGAUGAUAACGUACAGCUCUGGUGGAUAACGAGAGCGGGCGGAUAAUAGGGUCAACGGAUAAGAGCAGUUUCGCUGGAAACGGUUUGUGCGGCGAGGCAAAUUCAAAAAAAGGGCAGGGCAGAAAAAUCACCGCGCUGGGUAUUUCUUGUUCGUGCGCAGCGAAUAUUUGAUGGCACCUCUCCCUGAAACCCUUCCAGGCCCUGCAGACAACAACAACAACAAAAACCCCACACGCAGGCUCUCACAGGCGCCACCACUCGGCCCUUACACGCACACCGAAUCCUCCUCGCAAGGAUCGUUCGGCGGCUGCUGCCAGUUAGCAGCGGUGCAAAAGCCCCAAUAGCAGCAACGACGCCGACAAAGCACUCCGACGCGUUCGUCACUAACACCGUGGCCUCGUAUUUUACGCGGUGCCCUUCUUCGCGAGCGCAUAAAAGCGUUCGCUGGGCACUGGAGAAGGGCCGUCGCCCCCUAUACGUCGCGGUGUCAUCGUAUAUAGUGUUCCCUUGUAAGGCCCCCCCCCCAACGUGUUAUUGACGAACGUGUCGAGUCGCUCGUACGAAGCUGCCCUCGUCGGCACGGCCCCCCCUCCAAAACUCCAUGGCAACCCGCGGGGUAGUGGUGCGGGAGGAUGAUGCUGGAGGGUGAUUAGUAUUCAGUGGGUGCAGCCAGAGGGCUGGGAGAGACGUGCGAAGGCAACGGAGACACGAGCAGAAUUCGCGCGCCGCUUUUUUUUUGUUAUCGUCGAUCCUCGACACGGCGCGUCGAUGUGGGGUUUUUUUUCGAGAGAGAGAGCGAGAAGGGAAAACAAUCCCAUUAAUACUAUUGGAGUGUGGCUCGCGUUAACCAGUGUUAAUUUGAUUUUGGGUUUUUUUUGUUUACGAUAUUUCACGACGAAAUGAUUCGUCGGCGAAGUGUGGGUUGGUUUUAUUUUAUUUUUUCGGGUCAACGAUGACUGCGGGGGGCUGUGUGACCGGGCGAGUCGACUGGGGGCCCUCCACCAGAGGCCGACCCGCGACGAGACCAAUUUAACGAAGGGGGGCAGACGAUGAUAAUUUAGAGACGUCGUUACAGAUCGCAGUGCACCGUGUGGGGGGGGGGGGGGGAGGCCACGCAUGGCAAUCGGCCAUGCAGUGUAUGUACAAUCUAUAAACAGAUUGACUGAGUUCACGGAUUCGCUGACCAGGGAGGAGGGGGGGCGGCUGCGACUCUUACAUUGACGUGUAACAUCUGAAAAUGUGUGACUUAACGUUGAACUGCUGUAGUCGACUAAGCUGUAAAGGGCGACUUAAAUUCUGCAGGGUUGUCAUCUUGAUCAAGGCUACGACGGGACGAGUGAAACGCAGACUAAAUUAACACUGGUUACAGCCCAGUGGGCGACGUGACAGACACGUGGCUAGACAUUGUUCUCAAGAGGAAGGAAACCGUGCUCCAAGUGUCGUAGUCCAAAUACAAAUUAAGAUCAAUGCCCGCAAUUAAUUGCUUCUCAGUAAUAACAAUAAUUGCCUUGACACGAUUUCCCAAUUCAAAUAAUUCGCUUCCCAAGCUGAAUUUCCAUUGUGUGGGCUUUCAUCUGUUUAAAUAGAGGUCGCUGAAAUAGAACCAUUGUUAUUACCGCGGCAAUAGCAGCAUCGUAGUCGAUGUGGGACACUGAUGCGUCGCACCUUGCGUCGAAUAAUUCGCUCACGACACGAAAACCGCACAAUGUUUACUUACAAAAUGAAUACGAUCAGAGGCCCCGUAGCCAACGUUGUCCCACACCUGGAGAGGGAGUGUCACGAGCCAAUGGAAGCGUAUGAAGAAGAACGCCCCCCCUCCUCUCUCCGUGUUUUUUUUGUGCAGACUCAAGUUUUGCAUGCGAUUGUCACAGCGAUGAUGCACCCUGACCCCCCCGGGGGGUCCUGGUAUUACUCUCGGUCACGGCCCCAGUGUGAACUUGGGAAAUCCCCAGAUUGGUGUUUGCUCAAAAUGAGUGUGCCGUCACAAAAUAUAAUAUUUUAAAAAAAACGUGCAUUAUAUGGUUUUACAUUGGUGUCAAAGAAUAUUCUCGCCAUAUAUGCGUGUUCGUGUAUAUAUACACUAUGUAUUUGCACUGUACAUUUGUAUAUAUAUAGACAUACAUAUAUCUAUACAUAUUUAAAUAAGGGUAACCUCUUUUGUUGGUUGCACGAUUAUUAUAUCGUGACGCUCACCUUGAUCAAAUUAAAUUUGAUACCGUGUGGAUUUUGACUUUUGUUUUUUUUUAAUUAAAAUGCUGGCACUUUUGUAAAAACAUACACUGUGCAUCCGUGGGUUUCAGUUGUCACUUCGCUCAAGACAGUACGUGAAGGUAACGACACACAAACUUAAAGCCAGCAAUCUUUAAUCCAAGUGCGUGCCAUACAUUUUCUUACCAAAAUGAGCCGACGUACGAUGCUCACGUCUAAUUUCACUUUUUAACCUUUUAGUUCUCUUAAGAAGUCUGUCGUUUUCAUUUUGUCUUUUCUUUUCACCUGUUUACAACUUUGUAUUUAUUGUACACAUUUUAUAACGCGGAUUGUAAAUACUGUAACUUCACCCGACUUCACCCCCACGCCCAAUCACCCACCCCCCCUCUACCCCCAUGCCACAACGUUGCUUUCAAACAAAAGAUCGACUGCAUCGGCUCAGUCUGGCACACACCAAUCGGCAACCGUGAUUGCUCACGAACGGCGGUCAACAACAGUUGCGUGGGAGCUUUCUUGCUCCUGCCCCCGACGUCGAAAGUGCACAAACAUUUCGUAGGGGUGGGGAAGGAAGUAGGCGAGGAGGUUUGAACGCUCGGAAACGUGAAUAUCUGCAGAAUGACCGACCAGUCGACUCCAACCGCGCGCGAGUGGGUCUUUCUGGACUAGAAUAAAGCGUUGCAUUUGCUUUAAACAAAGCGGGGGGACAAGGGGUGGUUGCGGGGAAAAUGUUUCGCCGAGCUCCAGAAGUGAAUGCACGGAGAGUUUGUAUUAUUGAACGUGCAAACCAUAUUGCAGCAGGAGAAAAUAAAAUAAAAUAAACCCGAUGUGUUUUCACAAACAUGAAAAUAAUGUUUUAAUCCACAAGCAUGUCUGGCUUUGCAGGACAAAAUUGUCCGGCAGGAUUUGUUUUAAGUUCAAGCAAACACUCUGGGCCAGUUUCUGAAAAUGUUGGGUCUCAUCAGCCGGCUCCGGACUUGUUUAAUCCAAUGCUGCUGGCUUGCCAGGUGUUAUUGGCAAGAGCAUUUCACCUAACGGGGGGGGGGGGGGGGUUCUCAUACGGUCGGAUUUAUAAACGUCUAUACAGAAGGCAACUUCUGCACCAUGCACAAAUGCUUGCACCGUAUGGGGGGUUGUGGGUGGUGAAUUGGCCAGGGCGGAUGUGUGACGUUGUUACUCUAAAACUGUUAAUGCACGACAACAACAACAAAAUGACAGCAGUCCACUUCAUCAAAUACUGCUGCUGCUGCUUCUGCUGCUCAUGCCCCGUCCGUCGUCUAAAGCCAUUGGUGGUGGUGGUGGUGGCUUGGCUCUGUGCACUGUGCAGGCAUGGGUUCCGACAAUCUUAUUCUAUGGUACAGUGUAAAUGUACAGUAUAUCGUGCGUAGCGGAGAUUUUAAACGAGAGUUGAUUUUUUGUUUUGGGAGAGGUGGCGGGCGGGGGAAUUCUUUUUAUAUAUACAGUACACGACCAGAAGAACUUAUGAGCAUGAAUAUCCAGUAAUAUGUUACACCAACUGGCUCUCGGUAGUUUGUGCAAGGACUGUCUACACUCUUAAAAGCAAUAAACACAUGCUGCACACAACACGGA
This is a messenger RNA of Petromyzon marinus (sea lamprey), 10286 nucleotides long. RefSeq names its product 3',5'-cyclic-AMP phosphodiesterase 4C-like. Gene Ontology annotation, molecular function: 3',5'-cyclic-nucleotide phosphodiesterase activity. NCBI's taxonomy places the organism in Eukaryota, Metazoa, Chordata, Hyperoartia, Petromyzontiformes, Petromyzontidae. The record is from RefSeq and is a predicted model, not a curated record. Gene Ontology annotation, biological process: signal transduction.